CGUCAGUACGAUCGUGAACGUGAAAAUAAAAUGUCCUGCCCAGCGUUACGGCUUACAUUAUCGGGAAGUUGGCUGCUGGUUGGACUGCUCAUUGCCUACGGAUCACUGUCCGGCCGGGCCCAACCGCCAGAGGCGCUCAACUAUCCGAACGUUAUCACGUUUGGUUCGUUCUCCGGCACCAUCUGCUACUCGAACUCCGUGCUCGUGAAAACGCUGACACCGCUCACCUCACGCACCUUUACUUUUACUCCGGCGACCGCUCUAACGUACGUCAUCUGCUACAACAAUCUGCUAUUGCAUCCGUUCGAUGCGCAACUCGUCGGCGGUGGUAUAGCCGCUACGACCCAGACCGGCAUUGUGCUUACCUCAGCGACCGGGAAGCUCGCUGCCAACUGUGACGCUUACUGCAUGUAGAGAGCUAAAAAAACGAGAUUCUCGGCACCAUUGCUCCCUUGAUUUCAGAAGAGCUUAUUUUACGGAGGAAGUGCAACGACAAAUUCAAAUUAAGAGACGAGUUUUAGCUGUAA
Messenger RNA from Anopheles merus, 527 nucleotides. RefSeq lists its product as uncharacterized. The transcript has 2 exons. The record is from RefSeq and is a predicted model, not a curated record. Lineage: Eukaryota; Metazoa; Arthropoda; Insecta; Diptera; Culicidae. The coding region runs from base 31 to 414 and encodes 127 amino acids.